Messenger RNA from Aspergillus steynii IBT 23096, 237 nucleotides. RefSeq lists its product as uncharacterized. The record is from RefSeq and is a predicted model, not a curated record. Bases 1 to 237 code for a protein of 78 amino acids. Lineage: Eukaryota; Fungi; Ascomycota; Eurotiomycetes; Eurotiales; Aspergillaceae. The transcript is spliced from 2 exons.
AUGUCUUCUGAGAACAAGCAGGACCAGAAAACUUCCAACGGUGCAGGCAGCAGCCUCAGCGCGGGAAACCUCCGUCAUUUGCCGGAUGAGAGCAAGAACGGCAAUGUUGAUCGAUUCAUCCAGGCUGCUGCUGCGGAUGAGCCGUAUUUCGCUCGCGCGCGCAUGCCGAGUCGGUCUGAGCAUAUGUCACGACUCUCAAGUCAACUUGAUGCGACAGAUAAGAUCAUGAAAGGAUAA